GCAGUUGCAAGUAAAACGUUGCGAAAGCCACAACUCUGUUGUUCGUCUGACUUAGCUUUACUGUAUAUCCUUGGAUCUAUGCAAUGAUGAGUUUAAUGAUAUGGUGGUUAUUGUGGCUGUUAUUUGGUCAAGGAUUCACAAUGAAAAUGGGUUGGAAUGAAGAACUUGAGUUUUGUGAGGAAAAAUGGAAGAAAUUUGUGGCGGACAAAAUUAAAAUUGAUUCGAAAUGCAACAAUACUCGUACACGCUGUUGUGUUGAGAAGAAAAAAUAUCUUUUGGAGCGAUUUAAAAUGUUUAGUGAAAUAUGUCCACUCGAAGGGACAUGUGGAUGCAGCCAGAUUAUUUUAAACUUUACUGUUUUGUCACACGUCUAUUAUGGUUCAAAUCCUUAUUUACAAAUAGCAUUAUACGAAAAAGGGAAAGAACCAGAAAACUUCACGUGUUUACAUAAGUACAUAAAUGAAAGAAUAGAAAAGUCAUAUCUUUCACCUGUUCUUAACUUUGGAGUCGGACAACACAAAAUCCCUAACAACAAGUAUGUUUUAUACGGUGGAAAAAGUCACACUUGUUUUAUUGUACUCAACGUGAACAAAAAAGAUACGAAUGGAUUUUUCAUCAAACAAGUUCAGUCAGGAAAGUGUGUUUGGGAUAGUCGAAUACAACAAGGUGUCUUUUUAGAGAAAGAUACGGAAUUUAUGUGGAGUUAUCUGAUGGAAAUUUUAAUGGAAAAUGCGGAGCCAUCAAUGCCAUAA
Molecule: messenger RNA, 752 nt
Organism: Xenia sp. Carnegie-2017
Lineage: Eukaryota; Metazoa; Cnidaria; Anthozoa; Malacalcyonacea; Xeniidae
Exons: 5
Coding region: 84-752 (222 amino acids)
Source: RefSeq, a predicted model, not a curated record